CACGAGCUCCCCUCCCAUGGCUGCUUCUUCCCUUCUUCUCUCCUCUCCUGGUCUUCCUCUCCUCCAAAUCCCUCCACAAACCCAACCAGUCUGGACCUUUCUCCCUCAUUUGUCCUCCAAAUUGAGAAAAAUUACAACUUUAGCCUUCCUUCGGCCGCAAAUCCUCCAUCCCCUGCGUCUGCGCCGAAGAGUCAGCUUGACAAAUGGAGGGCCAGGCUCCGCUCCUGCGGCCGGACCCGCUCGGGCGGUUCGGUCGAUUCGGCGGGAAGUUCGUCCCGGAGACGCUCAUAUACGCCCUCUCUGAGCUCGAGUCCGCCUUCCAUUCGCUCGCUGGCGACCAAGAUUUUCAGAAAGAGCUGGAGGGAAUUUUGAGGGACUAUGUCGGUCGGGAGAGCCCCCUCUACUUUGCUGAGCGCUUAACUGAACAUUACAGGCGGCCUAACGGUGAGGGCCCUCAUAUCUAUCUCAAGAGGGAGGAUCUGAACCACACUGGGGCCCAUAAGAUCAACAAUGCCGUUGCGCAGGCCUUGCUUGCAAAGCGAUUGGGAAAGAAGCGGGUUAUUGCUGAGACUGGAGCAGGGCAGCAUGGAGUGGCGACUGCCACAGUGUGCGCGAGAUUCGGGCUGCAGUGUGUUGUCUAUAUGGGAGCCCAAGAUAUGGAGAGGCAGGCACUUAACGUGUUCAGGAUGCGGCUGCUUGGAGCUGAGGUCAGAGCAGUCCAUUCUGGGACAGCGACCCUAAAAGAUGCUACAUCAGAGGCUAUUCGUGACUGGGUGACCAACGUGGAGACGACGCUCUACAUCUUAGGCUCUGUUUGUGGGCCACAUCCAUACCCGAUGAUGGUGAGAGAGUUCCAAGCAGUGAUAGGUAGAGAAACCCGGAGGCAAGCGAUGGAGAAAUGGGGGGGAAAACCUGAUGUUCUACUUGCGUGUGUUGGAGGAGGUUCGAAUGCCAUGGGACUGUUCCAUGAGUUCGUGGAUGAUAGAGAUGUCAGAAUGAUUGGAGUGGAGGCAGCAGGUCUUGGCCUAGAGAGUGGUAAGCAUGCAGCCACUCUGACGAAAGGGGAGGUUGGGGUUCUACAUGGAGCCAUGAGCUACCUGUUGCAGGAUGAAGAAGGGCAGAUCAUCGAACCUCAUUCUAUCAGUGCAGGCUUGGACUACCCUGGAGUGGGACCCGAGCACAGCUUCCUGAAAGACAUUGGAAGCGCCGAGUACUAUAGCAUUACAGACGAAGAGGCAUUGGAAGCAUUUAAAAGGUUAUCACGACUCGAAGGCAUAAUCCCGGCUCUGGAGACAUCUCAUGCCUUGGCUUAUUUGGAGGAACUGUGCCCGACUCUCCCCAACGGAGCCAAGGUUGUGAUAAACUGCAGUGGCAGAGGGGAUAAGGAUGUACAGACAGCAUACACACACUUGCAGAUGUGAUCUAAGACGAAGAUUUCACAUUUCUAUUUGGUCAUUCCUCGGAUUAAAGCACAAGGGAACUCUACAUUUGAGAAUCCUCGACACCAGCAGAGAGCCUGUUAUGUUGGCUUCACAUUUUCAUUUUCCUUGUUUGAACCCGAUCGCUAUCGAUUUGAUUGUUUCGAGCUGCAAUUUCAGCUUGACCGGGCCUUUUACAUCGAAUGCGGGUCUAUUUAGGUUUAGGUUUAGUUAUCUUUCAAGAGAGAGAGAGAGAGAAAGAUGUGACCUUCUGAUACCACCAAGGGGCAUUUCUCUGCCA
Messenger RNA from Punica granatum (pomegranate), 1719 nucleotides. The record is from RefSeq and is a predicted model, not a curated record. Lineage: Eukaryota; Viridiplantae; Streptophyta; Magnoliopsida; Myrtales; Lythraceae.